This is a messenger RNA of Exophiala spinifera, 5184 nucleotides long. RefSeq lists its product as uncharacterized. The record is from RefSeq and is a predicted model, not a curated record. NCBI's taxonomy places the organism in Eukaryota, Fungi, Ascomycota, Eurotiomycetes, Chaetothyriales, Herpotrichiellaceae. Gene Ontology annotation, biological process: mitotic sister chromatid biorientation; protein localization to kinetochore; mitotic spindle assembly checkpoint signaling. The transcript is spliced from 2 exons. The coding region runs from base 1 to 5184 and encodes 1727 amino acids.
AUGGCAGACUCUUCCACAGACCGUAAGUCACACAAACCAAAGUCGCGACAGUCGAUCGCCCAUAUUCCGUCGAGUAGAUCGUCUGCAUCAAGGGACAACGUAACAACAGACAUUGCUGCCAUCCAUGCUCGGAACAAUGCUGCGCAAGCUGCCAAAAAGCGGUCGCGUGGCAAAAGCCUUGGUCCUGGAGGUCUUGAAGCUCUAACAGAAACCACGGGCAACUUGACAAAGACGCCGGUACCCUUUCAAAUCAAGUCGAUCCUCAAACCCAGUAUACCUUUAACGCCUCCAAAGGCGAUUCCUUCAUUUGACGAGUUGCGCAAAAGAAGUACAGGGAAAGGAAAAUCACCGGCAAAGAAUGGCGCAGAGGAACUGCUCAUUGAUUUCUCGACACCAGGGCCGAACAUGCAAAAUCGUGGUGGCAUAUCGCUGGAGGGCUCAGAAAAUGUGGCCGACCCAUUCAGUCCCAUGACACGACAGUCUCCAGGUAAAUCGAAAGCUGCAAGUGCGGAGGCUCAGGAGCGCGAGCGCGAGGAAGAAGCGAAACGACAAGCUGAGAAACAAGCAAUCCUAGACCGAAGAGCAGCUAGACGGAAAUCGCUCGCAAAUAGGCGAGUAUCAUUUGCGCCAGAAGCCACGCUGCACACAUGGAGUGUGAUGGAACUUGCGGAGGAUUCUACUACAAGCUCGGCAUCGAAUUCGACCAGAAGACAAUCCUCCAUGACAGCACAACAGUCGCCGGUCAAAGUGAUGCCUUCUCGCGAUUCAUCUGCGUCUCCGUCGACGCCGGUUGAGCAGCUAGAGAACCCUAUGGAAACACCUUCCCCAGCACAUCAACGAGAUCUCCAUCAGCAGAAACGUAGGAGGAGAAGCAGCUCUACAGCUAGAGAGCCUAUGCUGGAUGAGUCACAGUAUGAGGUUUUCUCCUCUAGUCCAUCUGGAGAUGUCACCACGAAUAGCAGUCCAAUGCACGUUGAAGAUGGCAUAGAGUCUUCCGACGAUUCGGACACGGAUGGCGACACGGCCAUGAGUAUGGACGAUGAGACCUCUCACACAGUAAAUUCCCAGGAUUCGGGAUCGAGCACGCAUUCUAGUUUGGAAGGGCGCCUGAGACAGGCAGCAGCACAGGCCGGCACCGCCGGUGUAGACUACGAUGAGCAUGACGAGGAAGAUAUGUCCAUGGAGAUGGCCACUGGCACUGUCACCCAUGCUUUUCAACCUUAUGCGCGAAAGCAAGUCUCCGAAAUCAAGAACAGCGUCAAUCAAGAAAACGGUAACUUUGUUGGCGAGUCCUCCCGACAUGAUGCCGGACGGGAAGAUUCGAGUUUUCAAGUCGACGAUGAUGCACAGUCCCAAUCUGAAGAUAUGAGCAUGGACGUAACCAGGGCUGUCGGUGGUAUUAUUCCGCGACAGUCACCUGGUAAAACCAACCAAAAGUCCCCAAAAUCCCGUCGCAGAAGCAUUCACCCUCGCCGCUCGAUGGGAAAUGAAUCUUCUUUUGACGAAACUAUAGAAUUUACCGUGAUGCAAGGUGGCAUCAUUGGAGAAAGUGACAAGUCAGAUGCCAGUAUGACUCAAACCCGUUCGUUCGAUGAAAUGACCAUGGAGUUUACGAUUGCUGUAGGCGGGGUGUUGAGCAAUGCAGACCGCCGACAGUCUGACAUGUCAGAAGAAUUCGAGGAAAAUCAAACCAUGGACAUGACGGCAGCCGUCGGCGGCAUAUUGAUGCCAAUUGAAGAGCACACUGAACCGCAGACCGAUGCUGAAGACGAGCAGACAGUGGCAAUGGAGGAAACAAGGGCGGUGGGAUCGAUAAUCAAUCAACAUUCUCCUGCGAAGAGGCGAGUUACGAGACAGUCUGUCGGCAAUGCUUCUACUUCUCCACGAACCUUACCAUCCGAGAGGUCCACUGCAAAGACAACUCCUCAGGCGACCCCACGGUCAAAUACCAAAACCACACCAAAGACCACACCGAAGUCCCAACUGCAUCGGACUUCAGUUGCCUCCGAGACAGGAAGCCCAAGUCUUGUUGCCAAGCCACAGUCUUCUAGCAGAUCACAGCGAAGCAGUAGUAAAGCCUCAACGACACCUCAAGCACCGCCCCCAAGUACCCCUAUCAUGUCUCAUCGACGACCACAAGCUGGUACUCCAUCGCAGCAGAUUACUCCGCUUCCGGAGCAUGCACCGAGCCCCAACAAGACGCCUCUGUCUGCGAAUGUGCAACAUCGAGGUGCGUCACCAAAGAAGCUUUUCAAGGCCGAGAUCAAAGCCAGAGCGUCGCCAGCAUCGACGAGGAGAGAGGCAACUCUUAAGACCAACAGUUUGUUUUCUAGGGACGCAGAGACCGGACAACAAACACCUAGCAUAAUAUUGCGUGCCAGCAGACCUCAGCUACAGCGAAGAAGAUCAAGUGGGAUUGGUAUUGAUAAAGCUGGCAUAGGUUCCCCUCGAAUUUCGGAGAUUUUGGAUAGAAGAGCUUCGAUCGGCGACACUUCAGCAGAAUUCAAACUUGGGGCCAUCAAGCCGACGAAGCUGCGCUUUGAAGAUGCGGAGCAACUCGGACAGGAGGUAGAAUUGGAGCGGCAAGAAGAACACCGCCGAGAAAGCGGCCGAUUUGUGAUGGAACGAGAGGCAGAUGAAGCUCAAGAGGAACAGACAACUUCUCAGCUAAAGGAAAUGAUUGAAACCAUGUCCCCCCAAAAAUUGAAAGCCAGCAAAAUCAAAGGCAGGAAGAGUCUUGCUGUUGGUGGCGCCAAAGGUCUCCUGGGCAAGCGCCCAGCAGAGCUGGACAUAGACGAUGACGAAGAAGCGGAGUCGACGCCGAAGCGUCUGAAAGCUGUCUCGCGAGAAGGAAGCCCUGUCAAGAAAGUUCAUCUGCCCAAGCCGCCCAGCAAAGACGAGACGACUGGUAAAUUGAGCCUCAAGCUGCAGAAGUCACUUGCAGAGAUGGCAGGUACAGUCAGAUCAACGCCGACUGUCGAUGCUUUCCAAUUGGUAAGGGAAACAGUUCCAGCAAGUCCCGAAGCAGGAACGCGGUUCAGAGAUGUCGUGGCUACCGGCAACGAUAGGCCGACUUCGUUUGGGGACAAGCUUGACAAUGUGGUCGGAGCAAUCGACGUUUCAACGGCUCAAUUAGAGGAGGGUUCUACCUCAGCAGAACAGGAGAAGAUCUCUCUCCAAGACUUCCUGAACAUGACUAACAUCCACUUCAUCGAGCUUUCGACUACAAAGAGAAGGCAUACUCUGGCACAAUCUAUGCCUCAAAGGGAGUCGCAAGAAGGGACCACCGCUCCGAGCACUGAGAUGAACUUUGUUGCUGCCGCGACGACGCUGCCUCUGCUAGAACUCUAUCAGCAUGCUACCAGAGAGUUGAAGUCGUACAUUUCUACGGGUCGUAAGAUCAUCCGUUCUAUUGAGGCAGAAACAUUGGCUGAACAGCCACCACUUUUCCGAGAGUACCUGGAUGCGAGACCGGAUGUCAAAGUCAUCAUGGAUAAUCAAUUCCGAAAUGGAAAGGCAAACGCUCGCCUCCAGAGCAAAGAAGGAUGGUAUCAAUGGCGUGGACAGCUUGUAGACGGUCUGAAAGCGGGCUUGCAGGGAAUCAAGAAGGGCAUGGCAGCAGAUCUGGAGGUUCUACAGCAACAGCAGCGCGCUUUGGAUGAUGUAGUCCCGCAAGCAUUGCAAGAGCAGUCGCAACUGGAGACUCAAGCCAACUCUUUACGGCAGAGCCUCGAAGAAAUUGAUAGCAUCGAUCACGAAGCUUUGGAGGAUUUCCGCCAGCAAUUACGACAUGUUGACGAGCAAUUCCUUCAAAAAUCUGCUCAUCUAGAAGAUUUGCAGCAGCAGAUGGAGGAGAAAAACGACGCUCUCAUUGCAGCUGCAGAUUACAAGGCCGAGCUACAAGACCAAAUUGCAGAGUCUGAAAGGGUACGAGAGGAGAACAGAGGCGUGCCAGUCGCCGAAGUUUUGGCGCUCAAGUCGAGGGUCGAAACCGUUGAGAAGAAAACGGGUUGGCGUCUCCUAACUGCCGAAGAGGAUGUCGAUGAACCCAACGAAUUUGGGCCCGCUCUUGUGAUGGUGUACAAAGACGAGCUGCGUUUGUUCUUCCAUCCUCAAGCCUUCCAGUUCAAACCCGAACAGAGUGGACGACGUCGAUCAGGGAGAAAGUCUGCAUCCACGUCUGGCCCGUCUGCUCCGAUCAGUUUAACAUAUGCCCCCGACCAGGACGAUUCUCAAGCUGGCCCACCAUCAUUAUCUACAGAGAAACGGUUCUUCCUCCAAUUGAUUCGAAGUCAGCUUCACGCAUUUGCGAUGAUGCCCAAGGGCACCAUUACUGCAAAGACGUUGUUGUCUACGGUAUCAAACGGCUGGAGCCUGGCCUGCAGAGUGUCUGAAGAGCUGAGACUGUUGGGUUUGGUGGGCGUGACCACUGUUUCGAUUAUGGGUGACGAGAAACUAGGGGUCAAGGUCAUGCUGCUGUUGCCUUUUCGAGGCCGAGUUGAUAUUGAAUUUGCUGUCACGGUGACCAUAUUGAACGACGGCGAAAUCGUUGCAACCUCUGUCGUCACUGCUACUGCUGUUUAUGGUGGUGCGGUGAAUACCCUGGCUGGCAAGAACAGGAAGGUCCAAAAUGCUUUGGGCAAGGAAGUCGAGAGCCGACCUCUAGGUGACGGAGCGUGGGUCAGCGCGAUUCAUGGUUUCAAGGCCUGGGUCAGCGCGCAGGAGAAGGCGAAGGAAGAGAAGACGUCCAAGAAAGUCGAGGAGGUCGCGUCUGUACCUGUUGUCCCUGCACCUGUUUCGACUCAUGAAGCUUCAGCACAGGUUGUAUCUCCUUCUACAACACAACAACGACGACAACAACAAGAGCCACAUCACCCGCCCCCACCUUCGGCUUCAUCGCCUCUCCGGCGUUCUCCUCUCGCUCCAAAACGGACAAACGCGAUACAGAAGAAAACACUACCUGUGUCGAAGCAACGGAUCGAGAAAUUCAAUCUGUCUCGGGUUAAUGUCGAGAAGGAGAAUUUCAACCCCUCGCUCUCAACGUCGAGUAAAGGAAAUGCAGCGCACGACGGGAACGACUGGGACAAGGAGAUUUCGAGACCUGCUAUCCCGCCGGAGAUGCAGGAGGCCAUGAUGCAUACGCCCAUCAAGCGCGUUGGCGCGUUGAGGCGGAGUCCGAUCUGA